Molecule: messenger RNA, 970 nt
Organism: Bombyx mandarina (wild silkworm)
Lineage: Eukaryota; Metazoa; Arthropoda; Insecta; Lepidoptera; Bombycidae
Molecular function (GO): N-acetyltransferase activity
Source: RefSeq, a predicted model, not a curated record
GAUUUUUCAUUUUAUUUAGUGUUAACGCAGUAGGCAACGCGUGCGCAUGUCUCAUUCAAUAAACGGCUCAGAUUCUUAGUCUUUUAAUUAAAAUGGAGUGGUUCACGACCGAUGAUGGGAAAUACAAGAUUGUAUCCUUAACAGCUGCGACAUUCCCCGGGGCCUUAGAUAUAAUCAGGGAGGAUUUUUGUCAAGAUGAGUCCGUGUGCAUUGGCACAGAGGUAAACAAGACUCCAUUGGCAGCAGAGGAAUUGUUGGAGCUGUGCGCUGAUGCUGCUAUAGAUGGAGCAUCUCUAGUAGCCGUUGCUGUUGACAGCGGAGAAGUUGCAGCAGUCGCUUUUAAUAAGCUACAGGUAUCGAGUUCAACUGAAAAACCUUUCUUCGAAAUAUUUGCAGAAGAACGUUGCACACAAACUUCCUCUCGUGCGCUAAUAGAAUUCAUGGCCGAGGUUGACGGAAGAUGUAAUUUCUUUGAAAAAUUCCAAGCGGAUUGCAGCUUAGAAAUCAUGUUUCUCGGAACACAACGUGCACAUAGAAACAGAAAACUUGGAACCAUUCUAUGCAAGUACUCGAUAGAAGUCGCGAAGAAACUGAAAACUGGUCCUGUUUCAUCCUUAACUUUAGAUGAUUUAGGACAAAAUUAUUCAAGCAUGAAGCCCCGUGAUAUUACGACAAAAUACCCAAAAUUCUGCCAAGCACUCUGGACGUCUAUUGCGACGCAAAAAAUAGGAAAAAAACUCGGCUUCACCGUACAUUUGCGCGUAUCGUUCGAACAGUUCACGUACAAUGGAAAAAGCUACGUCGAAAGGAUAGGAUAUGAUCCGUUCUGUGAAGCGGUUGCCAUGUCUCUUUAUUAAAACUAGUAGACUAUACUUUAUACAAAUAUUAUGUAAUAAAGACAAACAAUAUUUAAUUUAUUCUCAAUUUGACCACAGACUAUAAGCAAUAAGAAAAGAUUGAUAAUAAACAA